Molecule: messenger RNA, 375 nt
Organism: Protopolystoma xenopodis
Lineage: Eukaryota; Metazoa; Platyhelminthes; Monogenea; Polystomatidea; Polystomatidae
Source: the annotation of a GenBank genome assembly
AUGUUCACGGUUCGAGUACUGAAAGUACCUCUCUCUACCAAAUUACCCCCGGAACUUGCCGAGUCCAGCCUGGAAUCUGUGCGUGAUGCGGCUACCGUGUUGCAGGGUCGACUGUCUGGCUUGAUCGAAAAUCAUCAACAAAUUUCUGUCACAUUGGCUGAAGCCAAUCUUUCCAAUCAGCAGCUCCAUGACGCUAUUUCUCCUCAUUUGGAAAACCUCCGUAAACUAACUCAGCCGAUAGAGCAACUUGAAACUGAUUUCCCCAGCAUCCAGGAGCUGAUCUCGGGUAAAGCUAAUGUCUUUUUACCAACAUUAUUAUUUUUCUCACUUAUAAUCCUGUUUUUCACAUUAUUAUACACAUAUAUUUUUAUGUAA